ACGGCCAGCAGUUUAAAUGGCACUUCGCUCAAUGGUCUUCUAAAUCCGCCUAUUUUAUCCCAUUUUCGAACCUAAAUCUCCCGCAAACCUACUGACACCGAGCGAGCCACCCUGCGGAGAACAAGUGGAUCGAAGGGAUGAUGGAGGAAGGGAGAGAAGGGGAGAGAACAAGGAGGAAAAGAGAGUAAAGCGAGAGGAGUCCGCGGACGUUGGUAUUCUUAGAAACUCUGGUGAAAAAUGGCUGAGCAAACGCAGCCUUCGAUUGUGAUCCAUGGUGACUUGACGUCAGUAAGCCAAACUGACGCAGAGUCUUAUGCUGACCCACGUAUCUGUUUGGUUGGUUGUUUAGCUGAUGACCCUGUAGCACUUGAAGCAGCUAAGAAAUUUAAUGUCCCUGUGGUGACGUCCGAAACUGGUGAAGAAUAUGCUUCAGAUGUAAAUUAUUGUACACAUUUUGUUGUAACUGAUUUUGAGAGUAAAGAGUUUGAGGAACUUCACAAACUUGGUGCAAGAUUAUUUGGAAAGCCAGCAUUAUUAGAGCUGUCAAAAGAUGGUAUCUUAAUUUACAAUCAACGACCAGUCUUUUGCCAUGUGAUGAUAGGUGUUGUUCUGGUAUUUACUGGGUUCAGAAAAAAAGCAGAAGUCUCAAGACUGCUAAAGCUGGUCCACUAUAUGGGUGGUAGUGUGAAGAAUGAGAUCAGAGAAAAUGUCACCCACCUCUUAGCCUAUUCAUCAACUGGGGAAAAAUAUCAGUACGCCACAACCUUCAACAUUCCCGUCAUGGGUGAGGAUUGGGUUCACGCCGCGUGGGCUCACAGAGACGAAGUGGGAGCGCGUGCAGAUAUCAACAGCAUGAUGAAGUACAAAAUAAAGGUGUUCCACAACCUGAGAAUGGUGCUGUUGGGCUUCCCCUCUGAAGAUCAGGGGCAGAUGGAAGACCUUGUCCGGCAGAAUGGGGGUGUGCUGACCACAUUAGAUGACCAGCAUGCAACUCAUGUGGUGGUAGAAGAACAAAGUGUGGCUGAAAAGCCUUCAGAUUGUCCACCGCGUGCACAUGUGGUUAAGGCAGAAUGGUUCUGGACCUCUAUCCAGAUGGAUGCUUGCCCCAAUGAGAAACUACAUCUCUUUGAGGAAAUGAACUCAAGUAGUGUCUUGAGCCCACGGCAAAUGUUUGUCUCACCAAGUACUCCAGGCUCCAGAAGUAGAAGACGUAAACGGUUGAGAGAGACUGUGCAACAGUUGGCCCAGGAUGACUCGCCAUCAACACUUCCUUCAGCUCCUCCAGCAAGGCACAGCAAACGAAGAUCCUCAGUGGGUGAUUUAGCUUACCUGUCAGCUGAUGGUUCAUUCUUGGACGAGACCGUUCCCACCCCAAACAGGUUGAUCGGCAGAUUUCCCCAUGAAGUAGACGGUGCCGAUGCUACUCCUCUCAGCCCACCCUCCGUUGACCUGAAGCAGCUGUCAGCUCGUCAGAGAGUUUUCCAUGAGUUGGUCAAGACUGAGUGUAACUACGUAAACAUUCUUGACACCGUUGAAAAAGUUAUAAAAGCACCUCUGGAAAGCAUAGUCCAACCCGGUGGACCAAUGUUAGAUGCACAAGAAUUAAAAUUCAUAUUCGGCAACUUACCUCCAAUCCAUGAAGUCCACAAGCGCAUGCGGAAUGAUCUUCUUCAGUUGGCACAUAAUUGGUCAGAUGAUGCUAGUAUAGGAGAUAUCAUUUUGAAAUAUUCUUCAGACUUGCAAGCAGCUUAUCCACCUUUCAUCAACUACUUUGAAAACAUGAAGGAAAUGCUUCAGAGAAUUUCCAUCGAACGACCCAGAUUUCAUGCUUUCCUCAAGAUUGCGCAGAACAAACCAGAGUGUGGGCGGCAGAGCUUCCAGGAACUUUUGAUUCGGCCGGUGCAGAGAUUACCAUCCAUGAGCCUUCUUAUUAAUGACAUCUUGAAACAUACAGAUAAAGCUUCCCCAGACCAUGCAUCUCUAGAACAAGCUCUUGAUCAAAUCAAGUCUGUUAUGACAUAUAUUAAUGAUGACAAGAGAAAAACAGAAGCCAAAUUAAAACUCUUCGAAAUCCACAACGAUAUUGAAAUGUGUCCUCCUAACUUGGUGGCAUCUCAUAGACUGUACUUGAGCAAGGUGGAUGUCACAGAGUUGAGUGACACGUGUAGUGGUCGAGGUGACACCCUCACCCUCUUCCUUUUUAAUGAUGUCAUGGAAAUCUGCAAGAAGAAAAGCAAGUACAACAGCAUCAAAAGUCCGAGCAGAGCAAAUCUCCAUGCUAUUAAGCCUAUCAAAACUUACAAGCACCUGGAGAUGAUGAACCUGGCCCAUAUCAAGAGAAUUGUUGAUAUCAGAGAGACAGAAGAAUGUCACAAUGUUUUUGCUCUAAUCAUUCGAGCCAACCAGGAGUUCAAGGAGCGUCUUUUUACCUUCGCACUCAUGCCUGACGACACAACAAAGGCUGCUUUCCUCAAGAUCCUUUGUCGAACUGUUGCCAAUGUUGUGUGUAGGAAUGAUGUGGAGAAUUUCUUGGUUUCAAUGGAUCCACACCAUUUAGACAUAGAGACCAGUGAUGUCAGUUUAACCAAUGCUCUCAGCAAAGCUCUCAGAUUUGCCACACGGACUGGCAGGAAGGUGAGCCGUGCCUUCAGCUUUAACAAAUCCCCCAGUAAGUUAAAGCGAGCUGUGUCAACCGUGAUGAGCCCCUUCGGCACGCUCUCCCAACAGUCGUCCAUGAGAGGAGCAACGAGUGUCAACAACCUGGCUGAUCUCUCUCUCUCAGGAACACCACCUAGCGGGGGCUUUGCUCAGCCAAUGGCCACUCCCACUCCCCGCAGACGCCCUCUCAAGCAUGUAUGAUGGCAUUUUUGUGACAGGAGGGUAAUGAAGAAAAUAUUAUUGCUCUCAUUACCAGACAUUGAAUGCAAAUUGUAAUUAAUCAAUAAAAAGGCAAACAAAAGAAACAAACUUCUGGAAACAGGUGUUUCACUCUUGAAAUGCAUCUGUUGUCACUUGGCCAGUUGUCUCUGACUGGUUAGCCAGAAGCUUUUCUGCCCAUGCUCUCCAGUGUCCCUGAUUUCAUGACAAAUCAUCAGCAGCUCAACACACCAAUCAGUAGAUAAUUGUUUAGUGUGUCUGAGAUUGGACUGUCGGUGCUACACAUGCUCAUUGUUACGGUCUCUUCCCAGGCUCAGUGAAGGCUUCAGUACCAGCUUUUUUACUGAGACAAAUGAAGAAGUGACUCCGCAACAAAGGACUAGCGUAUGAGGUGCACACCCUACGGGUCUGUCCUGCUUAUAAAUGUGAAAUCCAGGAUACCGAUUAAAACUUGCUGUGUUUGAAUAUUUUUAUGUCUUAAUUUGUUACCACAAGUACAAAACCAGUGCUGCAGCCAAAUGUUACACUUUGUGUGAAUGAAUGAUGAGGUAGAAUGAUUGUAUGGUAUAUUGUAUUAUUGUAUUACUCUCAAAGACACAGGAGUUAUCAAAACUAGAGAACUUGCCUGGUAGGAGAGAAAGUUUAUUAUUUUUAUUUUCAUUAUAAUUAUUUUUUUUUUUUUUUAUGCAUACAGUCUGACUUAUCUCUGAGAAUGUAGAAAAAGUGAAUGGAUUAAUUUAUAAAUUUGAUAAUCAAAUGGGAUGUAGUCUUUUAUCAAUCAGAAUGGAGAUGUAUAUGUGUAUGGAGACCGGACGAUCAUUUCAGAGACCUUUAGUUCAUUUACAAAAUUGUUAUGUAGAUGACAUGUAAAGUAUACAUUUGAUAAAUUCAUCUUGUAUAAUUCUAUGUAAUACCACCAGUAACUUUAUAAAAUUGAAGAUUGUAAAUGAGGAUGUACCAGAUAGUCAUUAAACAGAAAUGUGGUUAUAAGCCAGUGGCAGAUUUUCAUAUUUCAUGUUUUUUAUUUUUAUAUUUUUUAUUUAUCCAUUGCAUGUUUUAUGUAUUAUUAUUAUUAUUAUUAUUAUUAUUAUUAUUAUUAUUAUUAUUAUUAUUAUUAUUAUUAUUAUUAUUAUUAUUAUUUAUACUUGUAAGUUCAUUUGAGAGUAUAUACAUAGAAUAGAAGAGAAUGAGGUGCAGUUGAUUUAGUUGAGGAAGGGCAAACCUACGCCCAAUAUAAGCAAUACAUUUCAAGCAUGCCAAAUAGGAAUUUUUCCCACAGUAUUGUGCCUGGUUUGUAUUUAUUCAUUUUUGUAAUUUUUCUAACCUGCUUGUAGCUAUAAAACCAGUAGCAUAAUUAACAAUAACUCCCCCCUUUACACCGCAUCAUCCUUUCAGUAUUUAUAUAUCUACACAAAUUAUGGCAGCAAAGAAAUAAGAAGCACUAAUCAAUUAGCACAGACACAUCUCUUGGACAACUGUUAGCGUGUUAAGGCUCCUAACUUUAGAUCUGGCACAGGAAGGGUCUGUCAUUCUCACUAGAAAAAUUACGACAUAUAUCAGACAAGCUUCAUAACAGACAUUCAUUAAUAAACCAACUGCUGUAGCAUGUGUCACUUGAGAAGGAUGUCUUCGCAGUUACUACUAUUUAAAUGUGCUAUUUCUCUGUUUAUUUUAUUUGUUUAUUAUUAUUGUUGUUAUUAUGAUUAUUA
Molecule: messenger RNA, 4586 nt
Organism: Penaeus chinensis
Lineage: Eukaryota; Metazoa; Arthropoda; Malacostraca; Decapoda; Penaeidae
Gene: pbl
Product: protein ECT2-like
Exons: 20
Coding region: 238-2859 (873 amino acids)
Biological process (GO): activation of GTPase activity; mitotic cytokinesis; regulation of cytokinesis, actomyosin contractile ring assembly
Cellular component (GO): nucleus; cell cortex
Molecular function (GO): guanyl-nucleotide exchange factor activity; GTPase activator activity
Source: RefSeq, a predicted model, not a curated record